Molecule: messenger RNA, 2451 nt
Organism: Spirodela intermedia
Lineage: Eukaryota; Viridiplantae; Streptophyta; Magnoliopsida; Alismatales; Araceae
Source: the annotation of a GenBank genome assembly
AUGGGGGAACCCGGCCACCGACGAACUCACCGCCGCCGUCGGAGGGAGAAUCCGGGGAUGAACCGGGCCUGGUGCUGCUCGUUCGGCGUCGUGCUGCAGAGCCACGAGAACCGCGGGGCUCCGGUGAUCCGCCGUAGUGACUGCGGCCAAGAGCCGCCGUUGAAACCCCGGAAACCCUCAUCUGCCUCCUCGUUCCACAGCUCGCCUUCCCCCAGCUCCAAGAUGAGCUUAGGGUUCAUGGAUCCUCGUCGGAUGCUCUCUCCCGGCAGGGUUUCUCCCAUCGACUCCGAUGCAACCUUCUCCGUCUCCGCCGCUGUGACCUUGGAAUCUGAUCAGGGUUCCGUCGAUCCGCCGCCCGAAAGCAAGACUCCCCUUCUCCCUGCUCGUUUAUCUGCAUCUUCUACCGCGGCAGAGCUCGCGAACGCCCGACCCGGCUCUGAAGAUCUGACGCUUACUUUGAAGGGAAAGAAUGGGAAGAGCUUGGUGUUGAAACUGGACGCGGAGGUGUUGUGCCAGAGCAGCAAGUUCUUUGCGGCCAUGGUCUUGGAUGAUCGUCGAAAGGCGUCGGGCACCUCUCAGGGGUCCCGAAAGAUAGAAAUCGCCGAGAUCGAGGAUCUAUCAGUGUUCAAGGACACAGUCGAGCUGAUGUACGAGAAGGAUGCGAUCAAGGCCCUCCUGAAGGCCGGCGUUUCUCGCUCCAUUGAUAUACUCGAGGUGAGCACCUUCUCCCUGUUUGUGGAUAUGCGGCGUCCAUGAUUUCUAUUUCAUCGCGUUUGGGGAUACGCUUGCCUUCCUGCAAGAAGAAAUUAAGAAACGCAGUGAUGCUCGAAGUUUUGAUAUAAUUUUAUUUGGGCUCAGAUUACCCUAAGAUAGUUCAGGCGUGGGCCAUUCUCUCCCUUGUUCUCUAGUCCAUUUUUUAUCAUGAUUCUUCAAAACGAGGGCCAUAAAUCACUGCCAGGUCUUCGGGGUUCGAACUCCCCCACUCGAAAAGCAUCCAGCAGCUCGUUCUAUUUCUGUUUCUCAUAGAAAUUAAUUGAUUCCGCUCUGUCGCCGUCCUCCUACCCACGAUGCCAGAUGCUCGCAUAAGAGAUUGUUGGCUGAAAGGCACCAUUCGGAAGAACAUGCUUAAUCUUCCCGAACUCUUGGAAGGCCACGAUACCAGAUGCUUAAGUACACUCGCUGACUUUUGGUUGAAUGUAUUUUAUUCUUGGAUGGCGAUACAGAGGACCUUUUGCAAGCUGUUCCUUUUCUUGUUGUUCUUCUUCAUUUUUCGUUCUCGGUUCAUAUUUAUUUACUUCUUGCUAGAAAAGACAUCCUUGAAUCCCCCAAAUGCAUUUAUUUUUCUCUACGAACAUUUAGCCCUUUAAUCUGAGGCUUGGGUUCUGGUGCGAUCUCCAGGUAUCAUCCUCCAUCAUGUUCAACAGAGGUGUGGCAUCGUGCUUGAGGUAUCUCGAGGCUGCUCCCUGGAGCGAGGACGAGGAGCAGAAGCUCAAGGGCCUGUUCUGGAGGCGGUCCUUCGAUGACCCGAUAGUUCACGAUGUUCUUGGCAGGCUCUACGGCCAGGUUCCGGGGGAGACCCAAGAUCUGGCCAUGAGACUCGUACGAUCCGUCAUAGACGGGAGGAACGGGAGAGCAAGGAAGGAGUUGCAGACGCUGGUCAGCUGCCUCAUCUCCAGGAGCUCCUCCGUCUACCAGAAGAAGCCCGCCGGGCUCCGCAAGGAAGCCCUCUACGGAACCUGCAGCUCCUGCUUCGCCUCCCUGAAGCAGAUCCUUCGAGAAGCCGGCGACACCCUCCGCACUGCGGCCGCCGCCGCUCCGCCACGUCCGCCGGCGAUCGAACGUGUCUCCGGCGAAGUCGACAGCCUCACCUGGCUCCUGGACAUCCUCAUCGAGCAGCAGAUGGCGGAGGACUUCGUGAAGCUCUGGGCGGAGCAGGACGAGCUGAUAAGACUGCACGGCGCCGCCUCCCCGAUGGUGAGGUACGAGAUCAGCAGGGUCUCUGCCGCCGUCUUCACCGCCAUGGGAACCGCCAAGCUGCAGUGCACCGGCGAGGUGAGGGAAGCCGUUAUCGUCGCCUGGUUCGGCCCGUUUCUGGCGGACUUCGCCUGGCUGCGGCGCCGCCGCCCGAAGGGGCUCGACCUCCGGGAAGUGGAGGAGGCGACGGGGCAGGCGAUCCUCACCCUCUCCCUGCCGCAGCAGCAGGCAAUCUUCUUGGAUUGGUUCGCCCGCUUCUCCGACCACGGCCACGACUGCCCGAACCUCAGCAGGACCUUCGAGGUCUGGUGGCGGAGGUCGUACCAGGCGGCGGCGGCGGCGUCGCCCCGCUGCCGUCUUCUACCUCCUCCGGUGGUGGUGUCAUCGCCGCCGGAGGAGGCGGCCUCCCAUCGCCGGCUGCUCGUGGGUAGUACCACCGUGCAUCUAGAUUAUCGGUCGUCCUUUCGUUUCGGGUAA